AAAAAGGAUCAGCAAAACCACCAUCCCCUGCAGAAAGCAAGUGUGAAAAAUUCAUGCACCUGAAAACAGUGACUUCACGUCCCAUCACAGAAGAAACAAACCAAAGAAAGCAGAGUUUAGGGGAAGAAACGGAGCAGGCGUAGGCGACAAGCUCAUGGUACAGUGAUCGCAGAAGGGAAGAAAACCUCGUUUUUUCUUGGUAUCUGGAAACUGAAGCUCUAACUGGAGGGCAAGUGAGAAGACAUGUUGAAUAACAGGAAGAGCUAUAGAGUUUGCAGAUAUCAACUGUGGCCUUAAUAAGUACAUUCUUAGCGUCUAUGUCAGACAGAUGGUCCUAUUACUGCUGGAUUGUGCAAGAUAUUUAACCAUGUUUUCUUUGAGGUAUGACUUAAAUAUCAAACAUCUUAAAUAAGAAAAGGGAAACAUUUUAGUUUUGGAAGUCAGAAUGCCAAGGAGAAGGAAAAAUCUUGGGGGAAAUCCUUUUCGGAAGACUGCAAACUCUAAGGAAGUUGUCGUAUCCGGUGUUGCUAGUCAUGAGGAGCCAACUACUAUUCCUUCCAUGUGUGAGACAAAAGUUGAUCAGGAGGAACUCUUCACCAGUAUCUCAGAGAUGUUUUCUGAUCUGGAUCCCGAUGUAGUAUAUUUGAUGCUUUCUGAAUGUGAUUUCAAAGUUGAAAAUGCAAUGGAUUGUCUAUUAGAAUUAUCUGCCACUGACGCCAAGGUAGAAGAAUCAUCUUCAAAAAGCUUUGUUGCUUCUGAGAACCAAGUAAGUGUUGUGGGACGUGAAAUAAUGGAAAAGUAUCCUCCUGAAGAAGAGAGUGAAGAAUCAAAAAUGGAUUCAUUUUUGGACAUGCAGCUAACUGAAGACUUGGAUUCUUUGAUACAGAAUGCUUUUGAGAAAUUGAACUCUUCUGAUGACCAAGUAUACUCAUUUUUGCCUUUGCAAGAUGUUAAUAGUGUUAGUAACCCGAGUGCAUUUAUAAAUUCCGAUUCAAAUAGUAUGACUCCCAUUCUUUCUGUACAAAAUGUGGAUUUGAACAGUGAAAAUUUAGAGAAUUCUGCCUCUGCAUUAAGUUCAAACACCUUAAUUUCACAUUCUGUUUCUAAUGAGUCCAAAAGUUUUAUAAAGGAUGACACAUUGGCAUUGGAAGAUUCUCUUCUCAGUAGUUCUUUAAAUGUAGCAAAUGACACUGUGGUGGGUGGUAGCAAUCUCAGUCAAAGACAGAAAGAGCUUUUAGAAUCUGAGUGUGUCGAGACUCCGUUCUCUCCAGCCCCUGUAGAUUUGGAUGCCAACGAACCUCAGCCUCCUUUAAGCCUUCCCGUGCAAAAUCUGGGGCUUGAUUUACUAGGUACAAGUGAGGAUCAGAAAUCUACUUCUGUCCCUGAUGCAUUUGUACCUUCUGAAGAAUUUGGUUUCAAGCCACAGAAACAUACUGAACUGCCGUCAAAGGGGAAGGAUGUGAAUUACUGCCCUAUACUUACCCCUCUCCCUCUACUGCUGCCUCCUCCUCCACCUCCACCAAUGUGGAAUCCAAUGAUUCCUGCUUUUGAUCUCUUUCAAGGAAAUCAUGGCUUUGUAGCACCUGUUGUAACCACCACUACACACUGGAGACCGGUCAACUACACGUUUCCCCCUCCAAUUAUUUCUCACACUUCCCCAACAAAGGUAUGGAGAAAUCAAGAGGGAACAAGUGCUUAUCAAGUGCAAGAAGCCCCAGUUUCUCAGAUUGUAAGAAAGAAGACGUCAUCUUAUGUUGGACUAGUUCUUGUUCUUCUCAGAGGGCUUCCAGGAUCAGGAAAAUCCUUUUUGGCAAGGACUUUGCAAGAGGAUAAUCCAAGUGGAGUUAUUCUGAGUACUGAUGAUUAUUUUUACAUAAAUGGACAGUACCAGUUUGAUGUAAAGUACUUAGGAGAAGCACAUGAAUGGAACCAGAAUCGUGCGAAAGAAGCGUUUGAGAAGAAGGUGUCUCCUGUAAUAAUAGACAAUACAAACCUACAGGCAUGGGAAAUGAAGCCAUAUGUUUCUUUGUCUCAAAAACAUAAAUAUAAAGUCCUCUUCCGGGAACCGGAUACAUGGUGGAAGUUCAAACCAAAGGAACUUGCAAGGCGUAAUAUUCAUGGUAUAAGCAAAGAAAAAAUAUCAAGAAUGUUGGAACAUUAUCAGCGUUUUGUUUCAGUUCCAAUAAUCAUGAGUUCUUCAGUUCCAGAGAAAAUUGAACGUAUUGAGUUAUGUGCCUAUUCUUGUGAGGACAGAAGUACUAGCCCAAAAGACAAUGAAGAUAUUACCUCUGAAAAGGAAGAAAAUGUUUUAUCCUCAUCUUUGAAGCAUCUAGAAUUGACUGAAGAGAAGAAACUUGAAGUGACCAAAGAAACUAUAUUACCCGAGAAUGUUACAGCUCUCUCUAAUGCAGAUUUAAACAAAGGAAGAAAAGAAAUAAAUGCUAUGAAUCCUAACAUUCAGAGUGCUUUCAUUCAGGAAGUUUUAGACAUGGAUAUUUCUGAUUCUGAAAGCAAACAAGUAACAGAAAAAAGUAAAAAAGAAGAACAGGUUGAACUGGCUUCUGAAAAAGAGUGCAGUAAAGUAGAUGCAGUUGGUGUUGUAGAGAGAGUGUUGUCAAGUAUUUGCUAUGGUGAAAAUAACCAAGAAGACUAUGAUCUUUCAAAUACUACACCUUUUCAUAAUGAAAGAUCUUCAUCUGGUGAAACACUGGAAGAAAGAGCCACAGUAAGGAAAAAAGCCUUUGGAAGACAAAAAAGCAAGUCAACUUUGGAAAAGUUCCCAAGACAUGAACUGUCAAAUUUUGUUGGUGACUGGCCAGUUGAUAAGACUAUUGGUCAGAGGACAAAAAGAAACCGAAAAACUGAAAAAGCUUCAUCUAUACAAAGUGACAAAAAAUAUAAUCGCUCUCAGUCACGCAGAGGAUUGGAGAGUACCCUAUCUGUGAAUAUGGAUCAUAUCCAGCAACAAGAAUCUCCACACGAAAGUACAGAGGAUGAUAGGAAGUCACAGUAUGAUGAUGCUUCAGAAUCUUUCAAUAACUGUCAAUAUGGUACAUAUAAAAAUACUGAAAAACAGUCAUUCACCAUUGUGGGUGACUGGCCUUCAUCUGAUUCCUUAGCUCAGAGAGAGCACAGAUCAAGAAUGCCAAAGAAUAGUUUAAAGGAACACAACCUAGAAUUUGUAACUAAUGACGGUAUGAAUGAGACACCCUUCUGCACAGCCCAUGAGACCUGUUGUUGGGGCACAAGCCCUGAAGAGCUAAAAACCCUGGGCAGUUCCACUCUAGGAAAUUCUGAAACGCUGCCCAAUGAAAUGACCUGUGAGAGCAAGACUUGUCCAAGUAAAAACAGUCACAGACAGCAUACACUGUCUCUUACUUUUACCAAUAGUGAGCCAACUAUUCCUGGAGUAGUAGGACCACAAACUUUAGCUGAAUUUCCAGAAGGAAAACCUAAAAGAGUUCCUGGAAUAGAAGAAGGCAUGUGUACCCAGACUGAACCACGGGAUUUUGCUCUUUUAUGGAAAAUAGAAAAGAAUAAAAUUAGUGUUUCGGAUUCUGUGAGAGUGUUAACAGGACGAUUAGAUGGGUUUAAACCAAAAGCUUUCAAUAGCAACACAAAAUUAGAUGUUCAGGAAACAAUUCCAUAUAGGGUCAUGUAUGACAAAAGCACGUAUGUCGAAGAAAGUGAGCUUACCAGUGCUGAUGAAUCUGAAAAUCUUAACAUUCUUUGUAAACUCUUUGGAUCCUUUUCAUUAGAAGCCCUAAAAGACUUAUAUGAGAGGUGUAACAAAGAUAUUAUUUGGGCCACAAGCCUUUUGUUGGAUUCUGAAACUAAACUAUGCGAAGAUACUGAAUUUGAGAAUAUCCAAAAAUCAUAUGAUGAAGCACAAAUUGGGCCAUUUUCUCUGGGAUUAAAUUUGAAGGAAAUUAUUAGCCAAAGAGGAACUUCAGAAGAUUCUAAUUCUUCUGUGCCAGAAUUUAGCCAUGGCACUGCUGACAGUAACACUAACGUACAGUCCUCCUGUGAUUCCGAAGAGGGAAAUUCAGAGCAGGCAGAAAUAAGAGCUAUCACUACUGAAAAAACUGGAUUAAUAACAGGUUUAUUUCCGAAUGCCACUCUAGAUGUAAAGAAUACUAAUGAAGUACUUCCCAGUAGCCAGGCAGAACUUCCAGGUCUAUAUAACAUGAAGCAGUCUUUCCCAGGUACUCUCAAAGCUCCUGGUGCUCAAGAUGUGAGUGAAAUGGAGAAGCACCUAGAAGUCACAGAGACUGGAGACAGUAUACAUUCUUCUUUGAAUUUGUGUGAUAUUUUAAACUCUCUACCAAGCACUUCAAAUCUUGAAUUAAAUGAAGAAGUUGAUUUUAUUGACUCUCUUGAAAUAAAGAAAAAUGAAAACUUCCCAAAGGAUUGUGUGAGAUUUCCAAACACCGAAGAAUUUAUGAAUGAAGAUGAACAGGAAAUGGAAAAAGUUCUAAUGGCUGAGAGUACUUUGUCAGCUGGAGUUAGUGAAGAAGAUAAACCUGAGACGUUGAAUCCCAUGCCAGUGAUGCCCAAAUCUCUGACCAUAGACUGUCUGGAAUUGGCAUUACCGCCUGAGUUGGCUUUUCAGCUCAAUGAGUUAUUUGGCCCUGUUGGUAUUGAUUCAGGAUCUCUAACAGUUGAGGAUUGUGUGGUUCAUAUAGAUCUGAAUCUGGCUAAAGUGAUUCAUGAGAAAUGGAAAGAAUCUGUAAUGGAGCGACAAAGACAAGAAGAGGUAUCCUGUGGCAAGUUGAUGAGAGAUCCUUCCCUGGUUGGGCAUAUUGGUCUUGAUAAUCCUGAACAAAAAUCAUCUCAGAGAACGGGCAAAAAAUUACUGAAGACGUUAGCAGCACCUGAAAUGCUACCCUUACUGGAUCAUUGGAACACUCAAACUAAAAAAGUGUCACUCAGAGAAAUAAUGUCAGAAGAGAUUGCCUUACAGGAAAAACACGAUUUGAAAAGGGAGGCACUUCUGUUUGAAAAAGAUUGUGCCACUAAACUAAAGGAGAAGCAGCUCUUUAAGAUCUUUCCAGCCAUUAACCAAAAUUUUCUGGUGGACAUUUUCAAGGACCACAAUUAUUCAUUAGAACACACAGUUCAGUUUCUAAACUGUGUCCUUGAAGGAGACCCUGUAAAAACAGUUGUAGCGCAAGAGUUCGUUCACCAAAAUGAGAAUGUCCCUUCUCAUACUACACAGAAGUCUAAGGAGAAAAAGGCAAAGAAAUCAAAAGAGACUGAAGACAUACCAAGUGAACCAUCUUUCCAGGAUUUUGAGUACCCAGAGUAUAAUGACUACAGAGCAGAGGCUUUCCUGCACCAACAGAAGAGGAUUGAAUGCUACAGCAAAGCAAAAGAAGCUUAUCGGAUGGGGAAAAAACACGUUGCCACAUUUUAUGCCCAACAGGGUAGUCUCCAUGAGCAGAAGAUGAAAGAAGCUAAUCACCUUGCUGCUGUGGAGAUUUUCGAGAAAGUCAAUGCCUCCCUGCUGCCACAGAAUGUUUUAGACCUCCAUGGGCUGCAUGUGGAUGAAGCUAUAGAACACUUGAUGACAGUUUUACAGCAGAAAACUGAAGAAUUUAAGCAGAAUGGUGGGAAGUCCUAUCUGUCUGUGAUUACGGGGAGAGGAAACCACAGCCAAGGAGGAGUUGCUCGCAUCAAACCAGCCGUCAUUAAAUACCUCACAAGCCAUAGCUUCAGGUUCUCUGAAAUUAAACCAGGAUGCUUGAAAGUCAUGCUAAAGUAAAAUAAACGUCCUUGACUUAGACGUGUAAAGGUUUGUAGGUUAAACUUAGUUUUAUUUACGGUAAAUUUAGUCAUUUUUACUAUAAACAUGUGUUUAUUAGAAAUGUCCAGUUAUAGUAAAAACAUUAUGAUGAUGUUUUUCAGAACUCAAAAAAAUAGUUUUUUACUGAGUCAAAUGCCAAAUAUGUUGUCUGUUAUAUUAAAGAGAAUUUUUAUUGAUUAUAAAA
Messenger RNA from Neogale vison (American mink), 5990 nucleotides. It is a transcript of the gene N4BP2, whose product is annotated as NEDD4 binding protein 2. Gene Ontology annotation, molecular function: ubiquitin binding. The record is from RefSeq and is a predicted model, not a curated record. NCBI's taxonomy places the organism in Eukaryota, Metazoa, Chordata, Mammalia, Carnivora, Mustelidae. The coding region runs from base 446 to 5764 and encodes 1772 amino acids. The transcript is spliced from 18 exons.